Phyllostomus discolor (pale spear-nosed bat) is the source of this 2671-nucleotide messenger RNA. RefSeq names its product transmembrane protein 106A (gene TMEM106A). Bases 447 to 1232 code for a protein of 261 amino acids. The transcript is spliced from 8 exons. NCBI's taxonomy places the organism in Eukaryota, Metazoa, Chordata, Mammalia, Chiroptera, Phyllostomidae. The record is from RefSeq and is a predicted model, not a curated record.
UCUUUCUCUUUGGGAGGCAAGGGCCAAUGUCCCUUCCGUGCCUCCUGGCCCAGCACACAGGCGCACACGGCAACCAAACGCGACUAACGGCCCCUGUGGUGGGACGUGAAAUUCCCUCCCUCAAUGAAAUUUCAGCCUCGCCGUCAGCUCCUCACCCUCAUCCCCACCCCCACCCCGGCGUGUGGCCGGCCCCAGAGUAGGGUGGGAAGCAGCUUGGUCCUCCGGGAGGCGAGGGUCGUCGCUGCUCUCCGCUCCCUCCAACGCGAUGCAUUGGGUCCCCAGGACUGCCGAAGGGGCCCGGUCGCCCUGGCCAGCCCCAGCCCUGGCUCCUCGGACCGCCCUGCCCAGCAGGCCUUCCUCCCCAACGACACAGUCCCAAAUCUGCUCUUGCAGCUGGGAGGAGGCCGGCAUCCCAGACCUGAACCAGCGAGAAAGCCCCCUGGACGAUGGGUGAGGCGUUCUCCCAGCUGGGCUCCCGGGAGGAUGAAAACAAGCCGAUCCUACGCCCCGCCGCGGCCAUCGUCAGCAAGGCUGCCAGAUGCGCCAGCCACGGCAGCAGCAAAUUGUUUUCCUCCUGUGCGUCUUGUGAGAGGGCUGCUCGCGCCAGCUUUGUGACUUGUCCCACCUGCCAGGGCAGUGGGGAGAUCCCUCGAGAGCUAGAAAAGCAGCUGGUGGCCCUCAUCCCCUAUGGGGACCAGAGGCUGAAGCCCAGGCACACGAAGCUGUCCGUGUUCCUGGCGGUGCUCAUCUGCCUCGUGACCGCCGCCCUCGUUGUGUUUUUCCUGUUUCCCCGCUCCAUCGCCCUGCAGCCCGCGGGCCUCAGCUCCUCCACCGUGGCCUUGGACAAGACUGACAUCCACCUCAACAUAACGAAUGUCUUGAACAUCUCCAAUAGUAACUACUACCCCAUCACGGUGACCCAGCUCACCACUGAGGUCCUGCAUCUGGCCGUCGUGGUGGGGCGGGGCUCCAGCAGCCUCCUCCUGCACGUCGGCCCUUUGGCCAGUGAACAGGUUUUUUACGGAGUAGCCAACAAGAUCCAGGAUGAAAACACAUACAAAAUCUGUAGCUGGCAGAAAAUCAAUGUCCACCACGUGCUUUUGCACAUCCAGGGCACCUUGACCUGCACCUACCUGAGCCAUUCGGAGCAGCUGGUCUUCCAGAGCUACGAGUACGUGGACUGCCGGGGGAACAUGUCGGCGCCCCACUCGCUCGUGCCACACCCGCCGUGACCUGUCUGCUGUCCCCAAACUCCAGGCGCCUGCCAGCCUGGCCCGAGUCUCUCACAGCACUGCGGUGACCAGCCAAGGACUCCAGUGACUGCUCUGUCCUGCCCUCCCACGUGCCCCCCACUGUCCCCCCCGUAGCACAGGAAGUUAACUCCGCACACGCACAGCAGCGGCCUCUGACUUCCACGGGCACGGAGUCCCGGGUCCGCUAGGGGCUGCCGCCGGCCUUUCCCCUCCGGCCGUCUGGAGAAAGGUCUGCGCCGGUGUUUCCUCCGAGGCCCCGCAGCGGCGCCUGCCCCCUCCCGUCCGAGCGCCUGAGCCGCCCAGCUCCUGGGGCCUGGUCUCCCCUCCUGCCUCGGUGUGGAGGAAGCCUUCCUUUUCUCUGGCUUCAGAGACAUGAGUUCUUUCCAGGUUCUCCACCUAGUGAUCGGGAAGCACCUCGGUGGGGGGGCAUUCAGAUCUGUCUCCAGGGUCUCUUAGGGCACACACGGGCUCUCCCGUGCCUCCCGGCCGUGGCCGUGUGGCAACGUGAUGGCGAUGGUCUGCUGCUCUCCGGGCGCUUGUCCCCUGCCCGUCUGCCAGCUGGGUCGGCCAAGGCCCUUUCGGUCUGCGUCCUCCCUGCUUCAAGGCCGUCCCGUUCCUGGGAAGGCAGCCGCUCAAGCUUCUCUCCAUAAAGCAGUUUUAUUAUUCUCUUCAUAGCAGGAGCAGAGGGGGAGGGGAGGGGAAGGAGGUACCCGACACCCCUGGGGCCCACGUGGGAAAACCAGGCAAAGCCAGAGUUGUUUUUAAAGGUAUUUAUUGGGGGAAAGAAGAAGUAUUUAUUGAAGGAGAGCCUGUGUGAGUAGGUGCAGCCAGCCGAGCAGCGGCCUGGCUGCUGCCCCCCCCGGAAGGGGGCAGCGGUGGGGCGGGCAGUACCCAGCCAAGCGGCUGGGCUCUGCCGCACCAGCACCCGCCGCCAGCGGCUGCUUCCCUUUGGCCAUUGGCCGCCUGGAGCGGCUCAUCAGGAGGGUUGUGUCUAGACCCCUCCCCGCUCUCUGCUGUCACUCAGCCGAAACUAAGCUCCAGGGACUCCAGGCCCCACGGGGCUCCGAGCAGGGGCGGCUUCCCCUCUCCAGCUGAGCAGAAAUGGUGUUUGCUCACGAAGGUCUUAUCAGACAGCAGAGAGAUGCGCUUAGGUGGCGGGGAAAGCUGAACUUUGGGAGUAGGAUGGAUGGAGGGGGGACUGGUGGCAGCCCGGUGGCCAACCGGCCCGCUGGCUGGGACAACAGGGGGGAAGGAGGCUGUGCUGCGUGUCUCCACGCUUUGAAGUCUAGGCCCCGGGCUCAGGGCGGUGCCGGCCCGAGCACAGGAGUCCGGGGAAGCCAGGCUGGAGCUUCCGCUGAGUGUCCGUCACCAAAUGUAAAGAUUUAUACUGUAGUCAAUAAACUAUCCUUAACAAUGUU